GCUGUCAUUUCAUAAAAUAUUGGUGUUUCAAAUCAAUAGUUGAAUUUAGUGGAAAUAAAUGCUGUUUUCUCUAAAUAAAUGCAUUUAAAUGUGAAUAUUUAAGCGUAGAAUUACGUCGCUUGUCUUAAUUGAGCGAUUUUUCAAGACUUGAGUGUAGUAUUAUGGAUUUUUUCAAAGUUAUUUGGUGGAGUAUUAUUCGCAACGCUUCAGCGAUUAUUUCGCUCGGAAAUGUUUUAUUUUGCCAUGAACAUUGAUAGAAAGUGAGUAAAAUGGACCUUUCCCCGGAUGAAGACAACUUCCAAGGCCGUUUACUGCAUCAGGCAGCACUAUGGGACAACGUCGAGCUCCUACAAGAGCUGAUCGCAAACGGAGCGGACGUCGACGCGCGCGAUGCCCGCAGCAGGACUGCGCUGCAUGCGGCGGCUUUAGCGGACCGCAGCCGCUGUCUUCAAGCGCUGUGCGACGCGGGAGCCGAUGUCAACGCUAGGGCCGAGGAUGUAGCGGGAGGAGAGACGGCGCUCCACAUAGCUGCGGAGCGAGGCCACGUGGACAACAUCAAAACGCUACUGAAGGCAGGCGCGGAGCACGACGCGCUGGACGCGGCGCGCGACACUCCGCUGGCGCUAGCGGAGCGGCACCACCGCCGGCACGCCGCCAACGCGCUGCGCGGGCACAGAGGUCGGUGUAGUGUCUAG
This is a messenger RNA of Ostrinia nubilalis (European corn borer), 695 nucleotides long. RefSeq names its product ankyrin repeat domain-containing protein 54-like. The record is from RefSeq and is a predicted model, not a curated record. Bases 270 to 695 code for a protein of 141 amino acids. Lineage: Eukaryota; Metazoa; Arthropoda; Insecta; Lepidoptera; Crambidae. Gene Ontology annotation, molecular function: protein binding. The transcript is spliced from 3 exons.